This is a messenger RNA of Cyprinodon tularosa, 2881 nucleotides long. RefSeq names its product urotensin-2 receptor. The transcript is spliced from 2 exons. Gene Ontology annotation, molecular function: urotensin II receptor activity. Gene Ontology annotation, cellular component: membrane. Gene Ontology annotation, biological process: neuropeptide signaling pathway; regulation of blood pressure; blood vessel diameter maintenance. Bases 797 to 1870 code for a protein of 357 amino acids. The record is from RefSeq and is a predicted model, not a curated record. NCBI's taxonomy places the organism in Eukaryota, Metazoa, Chordata, Actinopteri, Cyprinodontiformes, Cyprinodontidae.
ACACUACAACCAAGAAAACUUCAAAGGCAGUAGUGGUUUGUCAAGGCUUGAUUUUCAGAACCAAGGAGAAAUAGCUGGUUGAUCAGCUACUACGGGAAACCACUUGGAUUAACAAGACCAGCAAGAAAUCAUCAUGGAUUAUAUGGAAAUAAAGGAUUUUUGACAUUGAUAACUCAAAUGGCAAUUUUGAAAAAGAAGACCAUGACAAGAGUAAUAAGCUAGACUCGGAAUGGGUGUGGAACAACUGCUCAUAUAAUCUAAUUUGUCUCCAAGACAUUUUGAAUGACUGGAUUUGACUGAAGUUUCAACUAGUUAAAUAAAUACAUGGAUUUUCUUUUUCUCCAUUUCUCCAAUUUUCUGUUUCUGUGAUAUUACCAACUGGAGUCAUCUCAAGAACCUGUUAGGACUGUGGGAGUUCACUGUCAAAGACGUGAAGUACAGUUUGACCAUUUUAUGGGCUGUGGUUUCCUACUGCUUAUACAUUGUGUCAUUCCACUUUAAUCUUGCCCCAUUGGGAGCAAGUUAUGCUGUCUGUCAGUGAAAACAUGUAUUCUUGAGGUCUCCUUGAGAUCACACGAUUGAGGGCAUUAAAGAAUUGGGCAUCUCAUACUAGAAGAAACAAGCAGUUUUGGGACUUAAGAUAUUUUCUUUGUUUUCUCUUUGAUUAGGUUUUACUGGUCCCAAACACCAUAAACUGUCAAGAAAUGUAUGAUUUUAACUUGGAUUAUUUAGAAGAUUUCCUCAUAAAGUCAGACAGAGACCCUGUCCACUUCAUCUCUUGAUACAUAAACCUGCGAUGAACUGCACUCCCAAUGCCACCAUCAUCACCGAGCUGGGACUUGAUCUGAUCCCAAGGACUGCAAAUGAAACUUCCAUAGCUGGUGGCAGUGGGGCUGUUACCAGUGGAGGUUUGUGGGUGACCUCCUUGCUUGGUGCCACACUUUUAGUCAUGUGUGCUGUAGGAUUGGCAGGCAACAUUUACACACUCAUCGUUACGCGCUCAGCUGCUUUGUGCCGCAAGGGUUCUAUGUAUGUUUACAUUGUUAACUUAGCUCUGGCUGACCUGCUUUACCUUUCCACCAUACCCUUUGUUGUCUGCACCUACUUUUCCCAUGACUGGUUGUUUGGUGAGGCAGGUUGCCGCAUUCUGCUGAGUCUGGAUCUUCUAACAAUGCAUUCCAGCGUCUUCAUUUUGGUUGCAAUGAGCUUAGAACGUUACCGAGCCGUGGCCAAGCCCUUCAGCGCCCACAAAUCCUCUUCUCGCAGUAGAAGACUCAGUGCAGUUAUUAUUUGGGGGUUGGCUUUCAUCCUUACACUUCCCAUGAUGGUAAUGAUACAGCUCCGGGAAGGCAAGCCUACAGUGUAUGGCUUUGUAAAAAGAAUCUGUUUCCCUACCUGGACACCUGAGGCCUUUAAGGCCUAUCUCACAGUACUGUUUUUCACAAGUGUUUUAGUCCCUGGAUUGAUAAUUGUUGGAUUGUAUGCUGGACUAGCAAAGCGUUACUGGACAGUGCAGGCUAGUUUGGGGGGCAGUAGCCUCUCAACCAGGAGGAAAGGACUCAAACAAAAAGUGUUGUCAAUGAUAUUAAGCAUUGUAGUAGUAUAUUGGGCAUGUUUCUUACCUUUUUGGGGAUGGCAGCUCACUAAACUUUUCUCCCCAGAUUCCCUCAAAGCUUUGUCUGCAGCUGCUCAUAAUUAUGUCAAUUUCUUUGUCACAUGUCUCACGUAUGGAAACAGCUGUAUUAAUCCAUUCCUUUACACUCUUCUGACUCGAAAUUAUAAAGAUUAUUUAGCUCAAAAAGGUCAGUCGGGGGGAUCGACCAAGGCUGAUCCUGGAACAGCUGUUACGACACCUCUUCAAGAACUUUAAUAGAUCGCUGUCCAGUCAGGUUACAUUUUAGAAUUAUAAGCCAGAGAGAAGACAUUUCAGUUAUAGUAAAAUCAAAAAUACAAUUGAAACCUUGUAGACACAUUAACCAAAACCUGAUCAUGUAAAGAAUCAAAGAUGUCUAAGAAUAACGAGGCAUUCCUAAAUGAAAGACAGAGAAUGGAAAUGGUACAGAAAAGCCAUCAAUCCGUUGCCCAAAUGGAGGCGGCUUAUAAGGUAGCUCUGUUCAAAAGGGUACAUGCUAAAUAUGUUAAUUGUUUUUAUUUUGUUUAUUCUGCAAACUGCUCUUCUUGUUCCCAGAUCAACUACUUGAGAUCUUAAACAUUUAACCUUUAAUUUUGAACUUGUAGACUUAUGACAUAUUCCUCUAAUACCUCAGUUGAAAAUACUUCCCCUCAGCCUACUUAUGAUAUUAAAGUAGAGUUUUACAAUUAAACUAGACUAUAAAUAUUAAUUUAACUAUACCCAUUAUUAAAUGCAGUUAAUGGAUGAUUUCUGUUUCACAUUGAUAAAGGACACCUAUAAAGGGGACAGACCAGCAGAUAUGGAUAUUUGAUAGACUAAUGUGAGACUGUGAUUGCUUCUGAAGAAAAUGACAAAUACUAAAAUGUUAUUUGUAUGUUAUUUGUAAGUUGUUUUUUUCCCACGUUUUUUUUAUAUAAUCAUGAGUUUAAUAAAUCUUCAAAAACUGCAUCUCUCAUUUGGUUAAGGCUGUGUUAAGCAUAGUUUUUAUCUUGUAAAUAAAGAUAUCUCCCCUACCAGGGAAUGUGUUUAAAUUGUGUUACAUUCCUCGGCCUCUCUACAGGGUUCUUUUGAGCCCCACUGUAAAUUGUUUCUGACAGAGGAUCCAUCUAACAUAUGCUAAAUUCAGUCCCUUUUUCCACUUUGCUGUGCUUUAUUCUUCUUUGUCUGGCUUUUUCUAAUGUUAAUGUUUUGUUAAUGAUGCUCAAUGCUGAAAAUAAAAUGGAAGCCUAUUUCAAAGUUGUUGUUUUU